Messenger RNA from Mangifera indica (mango), 1979 nucleotides. Its product is annotated as pentatricopeptide repeat-containing protein At5g66520-like. The transcript has a single exon. The coding region runs from base 235 to 1878 and encodes 547 amino acids. Gene Ontology annotation, biological process: RNA modification. Gene Ontology annotation, molecular function: RNA binding; protein binding. NCBI's taxonomy places the organism in Eukaryota, Viridiplantae, Streptophyta, Magnoliopsida, Sapindales, Anacardiaceae. The record is from RefSeq and is a predicted model, not a curated record.
CCUUGGGUGGUAAAUGGUUAUUCAGCCUAACUAAUUUUAGGGUGUGAUUUAUGCUUCAGUGGCCGGAAAAGUGUUUCAAUGUCAAACUUUUGGUGGGUCCGUGACGAUCACUCAAAAUUAGAGGUGGGUGGAAUAAAUGUUAAAACUUCUGGGAAGCUCAUAAUUAACCCUGUAGAAUGAAAAAACUUCAAACUUCAAGCAACUGCGAAGUCCCGUUCUUGGGCAUAUGAAUGUAUGUUUUCUUGUAGUUUCGCCUCCAAAUAUCUGAAAGCAAGCAAGAUUUCAGUGUCUCUACUGGAUCAAUGUCUCAAUUUCAAACAACUAAAACAAAUUCAGUCACAUCUCACCGUUUCAGGCACCCUUUGGGACCCCUACGCCGCCGGCAAAAUCAUUUCCUUCUGUGUGGCCGCCGACCAUGGUCAUGGCCAUCUCUCUCAUGCUUACUCACUCUUCCUUUGUCUUCCGCAUCGAACUACCUUCAUUUGGAACACCAUGAUCAGAGGCUUUGCAGAGAAAAACGAACCGAACAAAGCCUUAUCUUUGUAUAAGCGAAUGUGUAUCUCUAACUUCUUGCCUAACAACUACACUUUCUCUUUUGUUCUCAAAGCUUGUGCUGAACUCUCGGAUUCGUUAACGGGUUUAGUAUGUCAUGCCCAAGUUAUUAAAUUGGGUUGGGAAAACUAUGAUUUUGUUUUGAAUGGAUUAAUUCAUUGCUAUGCUUCUUUUGACUGUAUUGGCCCAGCCAAAAAUUUGUUUGAUACGAGUAUGAAUCGGGAUGUUAUUACGUGGACUUCUUUGAUCAAUGGGUAUGUGAAGUCUGGCCAAAUUUUCGUCGCACGCCAACUGUUUGAUGAAAUGCCACAGAGGAAUGUGGUUUCUUGGAGUGCGAUGAUUACUGGGUAUGUGCAAUUUGGGCUCUUUAAGGAGGCUUUGGAGCUUUUUAAUGAAAUGCAGAUUUGUGGGAUGCAGCCUAAUCAUGCUGGGAUUGUUGGAGCGCUUACCGCUUGUGCUUGUUUGGGUGCUUUGGAUCAAGGGAGGUGGAUACAUGCUUAUGUUAAUAGAAAUGGGAUGGAAUUGGAUAGAGUCUUGGGAACUGCUCUUAUUGACAUGUAUUCAAAGUGUGGCUGCAUUGACACAGCUCGUUGUGUGUUUGAAGGCAUGCGAAACAAGGAUGUCUUUGCCUUUACCUCUUUGAUUUCAGGUUUAGCAAAUCAUGAUCAGGGUGCUUGUGCAAUAGAGUUGUUUGCAAGGAUGCAGAAUGAAGGAGUUGUACCCAAUGAAGUUACGUUCAUAUGUGUCCUGAAUGCGUGUAGUCGAAUGGGGUUGGUUGAUGAAGGGUUGAGUAUUUUUAGCAGCAUGAGUGAGAUUUAUGGGAUUAAACCCAGAGUUCAACACUAUGGCUGUUUGGUAGAUCUGUUGGGGAGAGCUGGGAGGCUAGAAGAGGCUAAAAGGGUGGUGAAAGAGAUGCCUCUGAAUCCAGACAAUUAUGUAUUGGGUGCAUUGCUCAAUGCUUGUAGAGUUCAUGGUGAUUUUGAGUUAGGGAAGGAAACAGUGGAGAGCUUAGUCAAACGGAGUCUUGACCAUGGAGGGGUUCAUGUGCUUCUAUCAAACAUAUACGCCUCUGCUAAGCAAUGGGAAGUUGUGGCAAAGGUGAGGAAAGGAAUGGAAGAUAAGAAUGUGAGAAAGGUGCCAGGAUGCAGCUUGAUUGAAGUGGAUGGUUUGGUUUGUGAAUUUGUUUAUGGAGAGAGGUCACAUGUGCUUAUGGAGGAAAUUGAAUUUUUGUUAUUUGUGAUUGACAAGCACUUGAAAUCUCUUUGUUUCAAUGGGGAUGAUGAUAACAAGAGCAUUGAAAGAGUAAGUCUAUGUAACUCUUAUUGAGUUUUAGUUCUGUUGUAGUGAUGAAGUGAGAACCAUUUAUAGGUUCAGUCAUAAGAUGCCGCAAAUUUACAGGUUGAAUUUAAAAAGAAACUGUUCUCUUC